Pygocentrus nattereri (red-bellied piranha) is the source of this 3523-nucleotide messenger RNA. RefSeq names its product potassium channel, subfamily K, member 10b (gene kcnk10b). Gene Ontology annotation, cellular component: membrane. Bases 1 to 1743 code for a protein of 580 amino acids. Lineage: Eukaryota; Metazoa; Chordata; Actinopteri; Characiformes; Serrasalmidae. The record is from RefSeq and is a predicted model, not a curated record. Gene Ontology annotation, molecular function: potassium ion leak channel activity. Gene Ontology annotation, biological process: stabilization of membrane potential; potassium ion transmembrane transport. The transcript is spliced from 7 exons.
AUGAAAUUUCCAGCUGAGAAUCCAAGAAAACAUGUGAACUGGGAGUGCGAGACAGUGGCAAUUCAGACGAACAUGGCCACCCCAAAGAAGCCACAACCUGCUGCUGCGCAGGCCACACUGGUCCAGGCCAGCGUGGCUGCUAUACAGAACCCAGUGGGCUGUGAACUGAAGGGAAACGACCACUGUCCGCUGCCACGGCUGUCUAUCUCCUCCCGCUCAGCCAGUAUAGUUCCCAACAUGGAUGCUGGAGCAGACAGCUCAGCCCUCCACUCUGUCAUGAAGUGGAAGACAGUGCUGGCAGUGUUUGUGGUGGUGGUUGUGUACCUGGUGGUGGGUGGAUUGGCGUUCCAGGCGUUAGAGCAGCCCUUUGAGAGCGACCAAAAGAACACAAUCACCCAGGAGAAGGCCUUGUUUCUCCAGAGGAACCCCUGUGUGACCCACGAGGAGCUUGAAGCCCUAAUUAAGCAUGCAGUAGAUGCAGUCAGUGCUGGCGUGAGUCCAAUUGGGGACACAUUCUAUAACUCCAGCCACUGGGACCUUGGCAGUGCCUUUUUCUUCGUUGGGACAGUCAUUACCACAAUAGGCUAUGGGAACAUUGCACCAAGCACUGAGGGUGGAAAGAUCUUCUGCAUCCUGUAUGCCAUUUUUGGGAUUCCUUUGUUUGGGUUCCUCCUGGCUGGUAUUGGUGAUCAGCUUGGGACCAUAUUUGUUAAGAGCAUUUUAAAGGUGGAGCAAAUUUUCAGGCAGAGACAUAGACAGAUUAGUCAGACCAAAAUCCGUGUCACCUCAACCAUACUCUUCAUCCUGGCGGGGUGCAUUGUCUUUGUCACUAUCCCAGCUUUCAUCUUCCAACACAUUGAAGGCUGGACUGCGCUGGAAGCCAUCUACUUUGUUGUUAUUACUCUCACAACUGUUGGCAUUGGGGAUUAUGUAGCAGGUGGGGACAGGAAGAUUGAAUACAUGAAGUGGUACAAACCACUGGUUUGGUUCUGGAUCUUAGUGGGUCUGGCAUAUUUUGCAGCAGUUUUGAGUAUGAUUGGAGACUGGCUAAGAGUCCUUUCCAAGAAGACUAAAGAGGAGGUUGGGGAGUUUAAAGCCCACGCUGCUGAAUGGAAGGCCAACAUGCGGGCGGAGCUCAAAGAGACGCGACGACGCCUCAGUGUGGAGAUCCAUGACAAGCUCCAGAGGGCGGCCACCAUCCGCAGCAUGGAGCGCAGACGGCUUGGCCUGGAACAGCGAGCACAUUCUCUUGACAUGCUGUCUCCUGAGAAAAGGGCUGUCUUCGCAAGCUUUGAUAGAGGACGCUUCAAGACAUCCUCUCAAGAGAGCAUUGAUAUGAAGCUCAACAAUCUCCGUCUGAAAGGAGAGCAGUACGAUAAGCCACACAGCCAGCAGGCCACCUCAGAGGAGAACAUCUUCAACCGCUUCGGCUCCCUCACUAAGCUGGCCAAGCGGAACAGGACCAGGGAACAAAACAAGAACAUCUCAGAGGACACACUCCGACCCAGAGCCUUCGAGGCCCUCAGCAGCAACAGCAGCAACACCACGCUGGCAGAGGAGAGACACGAGGCUGGAGAAGAGGAGGGUGAAGAGGAGGAGCUGAUGGAGAAAGAACAGAACACCGCCUUCACGUAUCUGCCUCCAUAUGCCAGGCAGCUCAAGCAGCAGAAUGGUUUUGUGCCAGCUCAGGCCAAAGAAAGAGACAAUGACAAAAUGCUGGCAGAGAGAGAAUAUCAGCCAUAGACAAACCUGUUAUGUGAAAAGAAGAGGCAAGUGAUUCAGUAAUGCCACAGAACGUGCCUUUCUGUUUUGUAUGCUAUGGCUUGACUCCAUCAAAUGAAUAUUAGACAACAUGCACUGUUCCCAAACAACAAAUUAUGUUUUGGUUGCCAAAAAUGUGAAGUGGAUUCCUAUCAAAUAUGAAGCAUGUUAUGUUUUUUACGUUGUGAGAAAUAUUUUCUGUUGAGACUCAUGAAGACUAAUGCAGCUAUAUUGUAUGAAUCCGCGCUUCAAAAAGAAGUUGUGAUGGGAGACUAACCAAUAACCUGUGGUUCCUUUGAAAGAAACUGCGGCUGACACCCCAUCACUUUGUGUCCAGGCAAAUCUGGGAUGUGAGUUUACAUAGUACAUAUCACAGACACCAGUACAUGUUGAAUUUAAUCACCGUUUCAAACCUAAUUCAGCUGAAUUAGAACAAAUGGGCAGAUGUUUCUUCAACAACUUUUAUUCAAAAUUCUAAAAAAAUGAAAGUGUGAUAUGCAUGAAACAUGCUGCAUUCAUUUAGUUUAUUAACCAAGAUUUUAACAGUAAACAAGAUUAUAUCACUACUGCUAAUAUUCAUUAUCCUAAACUGGCUGAAUAACUGUGAAAAGAAUGUACAAGAAGUACAUCAUUGCUAGGAACUGUCCACACCAACCUGUCUGACUCGAACUUAUGUUAUCUGUCAUUUGAUGCAUCAUUCACUCAUUUUGUUUUGAUCAUAAAAUAAAAUGUGACAUCUUAGAAAAACACAUAUCAUAUCAUGCACAAUCAGAAUUGAUAUUGUUUUGUAAGUGUUUUUGGUCAUUUUCGAAAGGUUUGCCAGUUAAGUUGCUGCCAAUUUCCAUUCAAUUACUGCCAUUUUCCUGGGUAGUAUUGGUCUUUCACCUAUUGCACGUUAGUCUUGGAGGAUGAAAGCCAAUAUGUACCUCCUUCUGUGUGUAUGAAGCCUAAAACUGUGGCCUUUCCAGCCACUGCCCCAACAGUGUUGUUGAGAGUCCUAAUGUGCUAGAAAACCUAGUACUUACCUGGAACACCUGACCAGACUGAUGCCUGAGUGGCCUUCUGAAGUGAGUAAAGACAGCUGCACCCUUGGUCACACCCCAAAAGGACAAACACCUGGCAACCAUAGCUUAAGGGUUCACUUCUACAGGGCUAGUUAGAGCUGUUACUGAGUGUCCCCUUAGAGAAAUUUACAGUCAAUCAUUUAAUCACUUUUUCAGACAUAUUGACAAGGUGUGAACCAUAACACUUAAAUAUCUGAGAUCAUGUUCUGGUGUUACAUACAGACAACAUUUGACUGCUUUCUGUGCUUUGAGAAUAUUUUUUUCCAGCAUCAGUGUUUUUAUCACCCAAUUAGCUGAAUCCUGGCUGUUGGUCACAAUCAAAGAAAUCUAAUAAAAGAAUGAAGUGGAUAAUGUGCAUUCUCUUGUAUAAAAUGUAUGCAUUCCCAAGCAGUGAGAAAUGGGCACACUGGUUUUGUUUUUCAGUUCUGAAGUGGCUUAUGUCAGUAGUGGCAACCUUUUCUCACAUAUUAGUUUAAAUGCCUUAUGUGAAUAUUCAAAUAUCACAACAAAUAAUUUUUAUUAAUUUUGAGACUUCUUGGGCAAAUGCUACAUAAAAUGUAGAAAAUAAAUGCUUAAUGACUGGUGACAUCACUCAUGUUGUUCUUAGGUUUUGAUUAUUAACCUUUUUUUCUUGCAGAGCAUCUUUAAAUUUUUGGUUUGGUUAUAUUUCUUUACAGUCAUAUGUAAAAGUUUGGACA